This is a messenger RNA of Salvia splendens (bonfire salvia), 1485 nucleotides long. RefSeq lists its product as uncharacterized. The transcript has 3 exons. Lineage: Eukaryota; Viridiplantae; Streptophyta; Magnoliopsida; Lamiales; Lamiaceae. The record is from RefSeq and is a predicted model, not a curated record. The coding region runs from base 87 to 1391 and encodes 434 amino acids.
UUCUCAACAAAUCAAAGAAGAAAUUUUUAAUCAUCACCAGCACCUUGAUUUUCUGCUCAGAAUCUCGAUUCUUUCCUCAUCCGUCAAUGGACUCAGAGCGGCCAUCUCCGAUCAUUGUUGCCGCCUUCUGUUUGGUUCUGAUCGGAGUUCAAUUAUCUAAAUCGUCGGCUUUGGUUGCCGCCCCAGAUUUCAAUCCUCCCUAUCCGAAAGCCAUUUCCGAUUUGAAAGAAGCUAUUGUGAAGGGAUUAGGGCUCAAAGCUGACGAUUUCAAGGUAUCAGGCUUCGAUUUGAGGGAUGCGCUUGUGGGGAGAUCAGUAGCAUACGAAUUCGAUGUGGAGAUUGAAAAUAAAGUUAUUCCCUUGAAGCUUCUGGAGGAUGUGAACCGAUGGGAAUAUGUGGAUUUGCCCCUUUUCCAAGUGGAGAAUCGGGCUAGGCCGGGCGAGGAAAAUGUGUUGUCUGAGAGACAGAAAGUAGACAAUCAGAUGCCCGUGCUCGCUCCGUUUCAGUUGGCCGGGCCGAUGGAACUGUGGAUUCAGGAUGCCGAAAACAUGAGGAUAUCCUUGCCUCACGAUGUGGAUGCUGGUGUGCUAAAGAAGGUGAUCCUAGCAGAUGGCGCUGUUGUCACUGUUAAAGGGGCUAGAUCAGUUAGCUUGCGCCAUCCAGUUGAGCUUCCACUUCCUCUCAACAUCACAGACAAUGGCUUUGCCUCAGGCCUCAUAUCUCUGGCUGAGCGUCUCCAAGAUGUUGCUCGCUCCAACGAUGCUCCUGUCCUUUCCCUUCGUAUAGUUGGCCCGACAUCGCUCACGUCCCCUGCCCCGUCACCUUCCUCCUCCAGCAACCGCCUCAAGCUCAAGCGCCUUGCGCCUGGCCUAGUGGAGCUGUCCUCUACUUCCAAGAACCAGGCCAGGGGAAGUGAUGCUAUAUCUCCCGUUGACCUCCAAGGAGGAGAAGCCAUGGCCCUUCUUGCACCGGACUAUUUUAGCACACUUUGGCCUGUUGUCUCCCUCAAUGGCUCAAACCCCAACUUGCUUGGCUUUGAGGCACUGCUGUCCUCUGUAUUGGGUCCUAGAGGGGGCAAGGAGGGGUCUUUCAAGGUGUUGAAAGCGGAUGUGUCAGCUCAGACUUUCGUGAAGAUUGGUUUUGGGGUCGAGAAGAGGCUGAGAGAGGGCGAUGUGGUUGGCAUGCCUGAAUGGAGGACAAAGCCGUCAACUAUGAGGAUGCAUUUUGAAGUGCUGGGUAAGGUUGAUGGGGACAGGAUUGUCCCGGAGAGGGUGGCGCAGGUCAAUCCCGUGAUAGCAGAGGAUUCCGUGGCGCAGAGCGCGCUCUUGGGCAACGUUACUAUGUCAAAGAUGCCUGUUGUUCAUCACCCUCCAAAUCCAUUUAUGUUGUGAGCUAUUGUGGAGGAUGAGGAAAUUGUAAAUAUUGUAAAGAUUCUUGUUUGUUCCUUUUUAUAAGUAGUUUAGGCAAUAUAGUGUCUCUUUUUCA